AUGAGAGUAUUUGUAUCCUCGCUAAACGUGCCGAUUGGCUACUCUACCCCAGACUUCCCAUCCCUCUAUUGGCCAAUAGGCGCUCACCAGCAAAAGUACCAGGAACUGUUUCUCUAUUACUCCUUUGACAUUUGGAAGUUCACAGUCUACUGGACACUCAUACUCUUUGGCGGAGUAUACAGCACGGUUGGUGUUAUAUCGCUAGCACAUAACCUUUUCAGCUCAUACAGACACAGAUUGCCGAUUCUGAAGCUUUCGAUGGCUGUGAACAUUACUACAAUGGCGCUAUGCAUAUUCAUAGGACUUUUCCGUGGUUUCAUAUCUAGUGCUGUAAUAGGCAUUAUGCUAGGUGCUAUUUACAAAGCCGGCUCAUUAACUAUGAGUACAUGGAUUCCGUUGAGUUGGGGCUGUGCACAGGUGUUAUUUGAUAUUUGUACAUCGUAUCUGACAAGUCUGAUAUUGUUGUAG
Messenger RNA from Scheffersomyces stipitis CBS 6054, 468 nucleotides. RefSeq lists its product as uncharacterized. The record is from RefSeq and is a predicted model, not a curated record. The coding region runs from base 1 to 468 and encodes 155 amino acids. NCBI's taxonomy places the organism in Eukaryota, Fungi, Ascomycota, Pichiomycetes, Serinales, Debaryomycetaceae. The transcript has a single exon.